UACGACAAUACACCAUGUUUCUUUUCAUUGAACAUUGCUAUAUCAUUGUUUUUUAAAUUCAUUUCAAGCACAUUCGCUUACAAAACGUGGAAACCUUAGACUAAUUAAACUCAUAACGUGCAAACACAACCACCAAGCCUUCCUGUUGCAAACACGAAACGCCCUGCUAAACGUAUCUGUUGCACACAGCAGACUCAACCACGCAGCCUUGUUUUUCGCAUGCUUAUAGCUCUUGUUGUUCAUCAUGGAGAAUAGGCGUUCCAGUUUUGCCUCUCGCCUACCCCAAUCGACAAAGUCAAUGUCGCCCAAUCGACCUGCUCUCCGUGAUACUUCCAUGUCGAGUAUUCCACCUCCCACAAUUCGAGCAGGAAUUCCAGCUCCAAGGGUUACAAAGCCGCGGAUAUCACUGUCAACGCUUUCGUCGGAUCCUCAGCAGCUGAAAUCCAACUACCAAAGUUCUAAAAUGCCUCCUCCCACCGUUUCUGCAGCACAUCAUCCUUCGCCUGUGGGCGGAGGAAGCAUCAUUGUUGGCAAAACGAGGCCUUCUUCACAAUCGGCAUUUGCUCCUCCUUCAGCUACUCGUCCAAAGCUGUCUAUGUCUCGUCCUUCCUCAUCUUCCUCUUCCGGUACUGGAUAUCGAAGCGUAAGUGUCGGUUCUCGCACUCCUCCGUCACGUCCUCCUAGUACAACAUCUUGUCGACAACCGUCUACGUUUUUUGAACGUGUUGGCCGUCAUAGUUUGGGAUCUGCGGCUGCAUUGCCUUCGUUCUUGGCUUCCAAUCAUACAAAUGCAAGUUCAAGCAAUACAAAUCUUGCUUUAUACCCAGAGGCCUACGACCUUGAAUCACCUACUACUCCACUUGCGUCCGCUGCAGCAUUGUCAGAAACAGAAGCUCGCCUUAGAGCCAUGGAAGAAAUGUACACUCAGCUUUCUCAGCAGAUCGCCAAGCAGCAAGAACGAGACAGUCCGCCAAGUAAUGAUUCAUCAAUGUCAACAACAUCUAGCAAUAUCUUACAGCAACAAAUUGACAUGCUGCAAUCGUCUUUGCUUUCCGAGAGGAAACGGUUUGAAGAACUGCAGGCCCGGUCGACAGCACUCAUUACUGAAAAGGCAGAGAGUGAUGCACAACAAAUUAUUCUGAAAAAGCAAAUUGAAAGUCUCUUGCAGGAUCUCGAGAACACACGUACUGACUUUUCCAUGAAACGUUCCGUCGUUGAACAAAACCAUCAAAAAGAGUGUGAACAACGAGAUGCUGCACACGCUGAAGCCAUGGAGCGACUUCGUCGUGAACAUGAACUGAAUUGCAUUCAGCUUGAACAAAAAGCAGAAUUAGAACGACAAAGAAUUCAGCAACAGCACCUUGCAGAUGUGGAACGAAUUCAGCAAGAAGCGAAUAACCAUAUCUCACAGGUGAAGCUGCAGCAGUAUAACCAGACGCAUGAGCUGCAGGCAGAACACGAACAAAUGACCCUCAAGCAUCGUCAGCUGCAAGCAGCACACGAGCAGGCAUUGAAAGAUUUAGAAGUACAGAAAAAGGUGAACGCUGAUCUUCAGAACGUUAUCACCGAGCAAAAGUCUUCUCUCCUCGCUUUUGAAUCGGAAAUUCGAGCCGUUCGAGGAAAGGUUACCGAACUUGAAACGGCCAACCAAAAGCUUCGUGAUCGUGUAGACGAGCUGCAGUCCCUGCUGCAAAACAAUGAGCAGCAACGAGAUGGGUUGGUAGAAAAGCUUCUUCGUGAAGAGACACUACGCCGUCAAAUGCACAACACGAUUCAAGAGCUUAAAGGCAAUAUCCGUGUGUUCUGCCGUUUACGUCCUGCUCAACCCCAAGAGUUGGAGGCUGAUGGAAAGAUUGCGAGCAUUACCUUCCCGCGCGACAAUGCGGAUGACAUGCAGUCUCUCGAGAUUGUCACCGAUGGACCAACAUCUUCGUUGGGUGGAAACAAUAGUCGACGCUACCCAUUUACCUUUGACCGUGUUUUCCCUCCUGAGACUACGAACGAGGAAGUAUUUACCGAGCUUUCGCAGCUUAUUCAGAGUGCCAUGGACGGUUACAAUGUAUGCAUCUUCGCGUAUGGUCAGACGGGUUCAGGAAAGACGUACACGAUGUCGUCGAGAGACGGAAUGAUUCCUCGGGCUGUUCGAAUGAUUUACUCCAAAGCAACUAAUUUGCAGGAACGAGGAUGGAUGUACGAGAUGCAUGGUCAGUUCCUUGAAAUCUACAACGAAACCAUUAACGAUCUCCUCGAUGAAUCCACGGGAGAGGACGCUGAAAAGAAACGCUAUGAAAUUUAUCACGACACGAAAGAGGGCCGCACCAUGGUUACCAAUUUAACGACGGAAGUGCUUGAUUCUCCAGAACGUGUUUCUUCACUAUUGGAACGCUCCUCGCGGAACCGUUCUGUUGCCAGCACGAACGCGAACGAACGCUCUUCGCGUUCGCAUUCUGUUUUUAUGCUCCAUUUGCAUGGAGAGAAUGCCAUGACGGGAGAAUCAUGUCGGGGAACACUCAACUUGAUUGAUCUUGCUGGUUCGGAACGCUUGGCGCACAGCCAAAGUUCGGGAGAGCGUUUGAAGGAAACGCAGGCCAUUAACAAAAGUCUUAGCAGUUUGGGUGAUGUGAUUCACGCACUGGGCAGUGGCCGCGAGGGCGUCCAUGUUCCGUAUCGUAAUUCUAAGUUGACUAAUUUGCUUCAAUACUCUUUAGGAGGCAACAGCAAAACUCUUAUGUUUGUGAACAUUUCGCCCUUGCAACAGCACGUUUCAGAGACUUUGUGUAGUCUGCGUUUUGCAACCAAGGUCAACAACACACAGAUUGGUACUGCUCGUCGAGUAAGUCGUUAAUAGGGGAAAAGAUGUAUCUGAUUGCGAGACUUGCUUGCGUCUUGUCUUCCCUUCAAAAACUCUUAUAUCCUCGAUCCGGGCUUUUGCUAUCCCACAUUCGGCGCAACUGUCCGUAACUGUGUAUUACCUUCUUGUCUUUCUUCAACCUAUGUUUAUGUCACCCCCUUUUACCUCUCUCUUUCUCUCUCUAUCUCUCUCACACUUUCACUUUCUCCCUGUUUCGUCUCUUUCCCUAAACGCCUCCGAGAUUCCCACUGUCUGUGCCCUGUCUCUCACAGAAUCUAGUCAUUUGAACCUAAAGCUCUGGCUGGCUUCGGAUCUUCUUCCGCUGUCCUUGACGACAUGUUCCAAUGACAUUGUGACACAUAGACAAAAACUUUAUACAAACACAUUCACUCUCUCACAUGCUUACAAGCGCAUAUACACGCACAUACACGCAUUCCCUUCUUCCUUUUCCUUCCCUCUCUCUUCUCGCUUGUGCACCGACGAUACUCAAUUCCUCUAUUCGUGUACGGAGAAUACCCUUUUUAUUGAUAUGUUUAUGAUCGCGCUGACCAAACGAGUAUGAACCGCCAACCCAUUUUGGUCAAUUCCGUUUUGUUCGAACGCAAUCUCGUUUUUUCUCCCUCAGCAGCUGCCGUCUUAACUCGUUCUUCUGCGCUCGCUUAUGGCCACGUGUCUGCUACUGCUGCUUCGCUUAUGGUCUCGUUCGCUUGCUCGCUAAUACUCCUUAUUCGGCUUAUCCUAGAUCAUCUUGCAGCUGCUGCCAGCAAUGGCUGAUAGCAAGGGCAAUGUCAUCAUGUGGGGAUGUGGGGGCCGGACUAGAAGUUUCUCGACACUACACGACUCGAUGUACUUAACCUUUACCAACCACGGAUUUUUUACCUUCCUUACCCACCUUCUGCCGAUCUUUCGAAUAAGUCGUCUGUACGUUAAUUUGAGAC
Molecule: messenger RNA, 3789 nt
Organism: Schizosaccharomyces japonicus yFS275
Lineage: Eukaryota; Fungi; Ascomycota; Schizosaccharomycetes; Schizosaccharomycetales; Schizosaccharomycetaceae
Product: kinesin-like protein Klp2
Exons: 2
Coding region: 245-2845 (866 amino acids)
Biological process (GO): microtubule-based movement; mitotic spindle assembly
Cellular component (GO): microtubule cytoskeleton; cytoskeleton
Molecular function (GO): minus-end-directed microtubule motor activity; microtubule motor activity; cytoskeletal motor activity
Source: RefSeq, a predicted model, not a curated record